Messenger RNA from Penaeus indicus, 682 nucleotides. RefSeq lists its product as uncharacterized. Bases 151 to 606 code for a protein of 151 amino acids. The record is from RefSeq and is a predicted model, not a curated record. Lineage: Eukaryota; Metazoa; Arthropoda; Malacostraca; Decapoda; Penaeidae. The transcript has 2 exons.
UCAUAUUUAAAAGGGCUCUACUGUUGGGAGAGCAGGAAAGUAUCUCGAGCACUCAUCUCUAGCAGUCAUUUUGUCGCCGAGUGCACUGUGGAAGUUAUUCUCACUCGUUUGUCGCCGAGAGCCUCUUUAUCCCCAGACCCAAGGGCGAGGAUGGCCCUCCACGGGAGACCGCAGACUCUGCUUGUGAGCGCAGCCCUGGUCGCUACCUGUGGCUUCCUGCUCUUGGUUCCUCGGAUCGCCAGCGGGCACAAGAAAGUCCACACCAACGCCCCGUACAACAAGAGCGUCCACGGGAAUCCUGUCGUCAAAUAUGUGAAUUUACAUAUUUUUGUGGAGACAUACGUUAAAGACGAACGCCUUAUAGAAGAUCUCUCUUCCAACAAGACCCUCAGUGUGGAAAAAGGAACCCUCGGCUACAUCCCUGUGCCAAAGUGCGAGGAGGAAUACAACCCGUGUCCCUUCGGUCCGGACGGCAUGAGGAGGAAGUUGACUGCCCGGACAGUCAAGCAGACGGUCAUUAUGUACUUUAAAAAUACGAACAACAAUAAAAUUGAAAGAAAGGAGCAUACUUACGAGGUGGACGCUGAAUGCAUCUGCGAGAAAUAGAAGGACAGCAAGGGUGUUCCUGAAGUUAAAGAUUUAGAAAUAUAUAUGCGUGUGUGUAUGUAUACGUAUGUUUAAU